Messenger RNA from Debaryomyces hansenii CBS767, 1953 nucleotides. It is a transcript of the gene PPR1, whose product is annotated as Ppr1p. The coding region runs from base 1 to 1953 and encodes 650 amino acids. Lineage: Eukaryota; Fungi; Ascomycota; Pichiomycetes; Serinales; Debaryomycetaceae. Gene Ontology annotation, molecular function: sequence-specific DNA binding; zinc ion binding; DNA-binding transcription factor activity, RNA polymerase II-specific. Gene Ontology annotation, biological process: DNA-templated transcription; positive regulation of transcription by RNA polymerase II. The transcript has a single exon. The record is from RefSeq and is a predicted model, not a curated record.
AUGCCAGCUAAGAGAAGCAAUUCAGAGGGAAAUGAUCUUAAUAAGAAACGAUCGCAAUUUCUUCCACAAAUGUCACGAAUUUCCCGAUCAAUUUCAGCAUGCCAAAGAUGUAGGCUCAAGAAGAUUAAAUGUGACCAAAAUUUUCCAAAGUGUACGAAAUGCGAUAAAGCAGAUGCUGAAUGUGUAGGUUUGGAUUCAGUUACAGGUCGGGAGGUCCCUAGAUCUUACGUAAUGUACUUGGAAAAUAGGAUCAUGCAAUUAGAAGAAAAGAUGAGCGGUGGAAGAAUAGACCUCAAUGAUAAUAAUACCCAAGUAACGGAGGAAGCCGAGCCGCUACAAGACGAUGAUUCAAUAACUAAUUAUUCUGGAGAUAGUCAAUUAGGUGGACUUCCACAAGUACUGAGUCAACAGAUACCAUUUGAGAAUAUUGAUGCAUCAAUAUUCGAGGGUUCAGGAAUUUCGUUUUCAAAAUUGAUGUUCACUGCAAUAAGGAGUCACAAGGGAGGCCAGGAACAAGAUAAGUUAAAUCCAACAGUGAAUUUUGAAAACACUAGUGCAUUGCCUGCUAUAUUGCCUCCAAAACGCACUGCUGAGGAAUUUUUAAAGAUUUUCUUUUCACAAUCAAACCCCCAGUUACCGAUAUUUCACCGGGAAGAGUUCAUACGAAAAUAUUUCAUCCCGAUCUAUGGUAAAAUAGACGAGGACGUAAUACUAGCCAAUAACUAUACACCUAUAAAUGUAUCGUUUUUUCAAGGUGCAGAGAAUAUUAGGGAUGAAGACACAUGGUUUUUUCAAUAUAAACAAGAAUUUCAAAAACGGCUACAAACUACUAAUAAUAUCGUGGACCCAAAUGAAAUCUCCAACGCCAUUGUUCCACCAGAGAAAUUUCAUAAAGCAUUAUAUUUCUUAAGUAUGGCCUUUGCUAUUUCUUGUUCCGUUCAUCAUCUACAAUAUCAUUCGAAUAUAUCAAACUCCUUUAAAAUAGCAGCAAACAGAUACUUUGAAACAGCAAGUUCGUCGGAGGAUAAAUUGGAGUCUUUACAAAGUAUCCUAUUACUAACAUUAUAUUCUCUUAUGAGACCAACUGUUCCAGGGGUCUGGUACGUUCUUGGGUUAGCAUUAAGGGUUUGUGUGGAUUUGGGAUUGCAUAAGGAGACCUCAAUCGAAAAUUCGAAUUCAAUAGACUAUUUCACCAAAGAUAAAAGAAAACGGCUAUUUUGGUGUACAUAUGCAUUGGAUAGACAGAUUUGCUUUUACUUAGGCAGACCUGUCGGUAUCCCUGAAGAGAGUAUUGGUACUCCAUUUCCUUCUGCCUUAGAUGAUUCAUUAAUUGAGAACAAUAAUUCGAAAGACCCACCACUUCUUAAAAGUGAUUCACUGACAUAUAAAUCCAUAUCGUUAGCAUUCUUCGAAAUGAGACGAAUUCAAGGUGAAGUGCAGAAAGUUUUAUAUGAAGACUCCGAUAUACCACGUAAUUUUUCUGGUUUACAUGAAUGGAAAUUAGAUAUAAUUGAAAAAUUGAAAAAUUGGAAGCUCCAUUUGCCUAAGACUGAAAGAGACAUGAAUUGUGAUUUUAACGUGGAGUUUUUUAACUUGAAUUAUAACCAUACAGUAUUAAUGAUUCAUGGACUUUCCCCGAAGAAUACUAAGUUAUCGGUUCCUGAUUUCAUACGACUUCAAGACUCUUCGAAAGAAAUAAUACAUUGCUAUAACCAGCUACAUGCAAGUAAAUGCAUCAACUAUACAUGGGUUACAGUUCAUAAUUUAUUUUUGGCCGGAACCUGCUAUUUAUAUGCGAUCUACAGCAGUGACGAUGUUUGCAAACAGAAUAGUUUACAUGAAGUGAAAAUGGUAUCACAGGAAUGUAUUAAUGUUUUGAAUUCAUUAAUUGACAAAUGUGCAGCUGCUUAUAAUUGUCGUCACAGUUUUGAGGUACUUAAACUGCUGCAGUAG